UUGAAACCCCAAAACCGUGUUCUUCGUAUCACAUUAAUUAAAAUGUUCAUAUAAUAACAUAAUCAUGCAUCCUCAUCACUUCAUCUACUCGUGAAAUCAAUAACCAAAAAUACUAAUCAACUACUUGUUACUCGAGCCAUGGAAUACCUCCUGAACGUCCUCGAAGAUGGGCAUGUCACAGUAGACCAAACCGAUCCUAUUGGACGUCUGUUUCCUCCCUCUUUUGAUCCUCACACUGGGGUCGAAAUCAAAGAUGUUAAAAUCUCAUCCGAAGUCUCAGCCCGUGUAUUCUUACCACACGGGGCGUGCGUUACUCCGUCAUGCUUCAAAUUCCCCCUUCUUCUCUACAUCCAUGGAGGCGGAUUUUUCACUGAAUCUCCCUUCUCCAUGUUGUACACUCGCUAUGUGAUUCGUCUUGCAAACGAAGCAAAUGUGAUGGUUGUUUCAGUAGACUAUGGUCUCUUCCCCAAACGGCCUAUCCCCGCAUGCUAUGAAGACUCAUGGGCUGCCCUCCAAUGGAUUGCCUUACAUGCUGAAGGGUAUGGACCCGAAACUUGGAUCAAUAAUUAUGCUGACCUGAAACGAAUAUUCGUUAUAGGAGAUUCCGCCGGAGGAAAUGUUUCUCAUAAUCUUUUAGCACGAGUUGGGUCUAUCGGACUUCGUAAGGGAGUUAAGAUAGAAGGUAUGAUUUUGGUUCAUCCGUUUUUUGGACAAGGUAGUAUAGAUGAUGAGGUUUGGAUGUGUAUGUGUCCUACAAAUGCAGGUCCUUGGGAUCAUAGGAUGAAACCCAGUGAAUCCGAUCUUGUUGGAAUCGGGUGUGGUAGGGUGUUGGUGUUAGUAGCUGAAGAUGAUUAUCUUCGUGAUGGUGGGAAAGGAUAUGUCGAUGAAUUGAUCAAAAGUGGAUGGGAAGGAAGGGUUGAUAUAGUGAAGAAUCAAAAGAGGACUCAUUGUUUUCAUAUCUUUAAUUUUCAUGAUUCUGAGGCUGUUGCUAAUAUGCAACGAAUAAUUUCUUUUAUCUAUGGUUUUUGUUGA
Messenger RNA from Amaranthus tricolor (Joseph's coat), 1032 nucleotides. Its product is annotated as probable carboxylesterase 4, mitochondrial. Gene Ontology annotation, molecular function: hydrolase activity. The record is from RefSeq and is a predicted model, not a curated record. The coding region runs from base 139 to 1032 and encodes 297 amino acids. Lineage: Eukaryota; Viridiplantae; Streptophyta; Magnoliopsida; Caryophyllales; Amaranthaceae. The transcript has a single exon.